Messenger RNA from Andrographis paniculata, 2073 nucleotides. RefSeq names its product vacuolar cation/proton exchanger 3-like. Gene Ontology annotation, cellular component: plant-type vacuole membrane. The coding region runs from base 337 to 1641 and encodes 434 amino acids. Gene Ontology annotation, molecular function: calcium:proton antiporter activity. The record is from RefSeq and is a predicted model, not a curated record. NCBI's taxonomy places the organism in Eukaryota, Viridiplantae, Streptophyta, Magnoliopsida, Lamiales, Acanthaceae. The transcript has 13 exons. Gene Ontology annotation, biological process: calcium ion transmembrane transport; intracellular calcium ion homeostasis.
UGCUGCUUCUUGGAAACUUCCUCUAAUCCAAGACACCUGUUUUCUCUCUUUCUCCAUUGCGAAAUCAGACAACACACUCACACCCAAUUUUCAAUUCUUGAGGUUCUCUCUCUCUCUCUACCCUUUCUCUCUCCUGCCCAUUUCUACCUUAAACUUUGCAUGUUUGAUUUCCACCCUUGAAGCAACAAUUUUGGAGUUUGUGGGUACAGUUGGUUUGGGAUCAGUUCAAUUGUAAUAAGAAGGGGUUUCUAAUUCUUCUAUUUUUUGGGAUUUGUGUGUAUUGUCUGCCUUCACAUGUUAUUACAUUGAGGCAUUUUGUAUUAUUGUGUUCUAAAGAUGGGAUCUGCGGACGAAAAGUUAGGUCUUGAUUCGGACGAGGAGACACCACUAAGUGCAUCUCAUCCGAAAACUAAAAUGCAGCCAAUGAGCUGCGAGACAUCUCAUAUUUUAGCUCAUCCCAAGUUUUCCGCUUCGUGGGUCUUACGAAAGGUUCAUAGAAUCAGUAUAUUAAGGAGCGUAUACAUUGUCUUGCUUAAGGCAAAGAUCAACGUAUUGCUUCCUUUCGGUCCACUUGCAAUAACACUACACUAUCUUACUAGGAAACAGGGAUGGGUCUUUUUCUUUAGCUUACUCGGUAUAACUCCUCUAGCCGAGCGCCUUGGUUAUGCAACCGAGCAACUUGCGUGGUAUACGGGGCCGACAGUCGGUGGCCUUCUAAACGCCACAUUCGGAAAUGCGACGGAGAUGAUAAUUUCUAUGUAUGCGUUGAAGAACAAUAUGAUUCCGGUUGUUAAGCAAUCAUUGCUUGGAUCAAUCUUAUCGAAUAUGCUUUUGGUGCUCGGGUGUGCCUUCUUCUGUGGUGGGGUGGUUCAUCGUCGGAAAGUCCAGUACUUCAAUAAGGCCACGGCGCUUGUGAACUCCGGGCUGCUGCUAAUGGCUGUUAUGGGAUUGUUAUUUCCGGCAGUUCUGCACUUCACUCAUACGGAAGUACACAAGAACCAGUCGGAGAUUGCUCUUUCACGAGUUAGCAGCUGUAUAAUGCUGGUAGCUUACGCUAGCUAUCUUUUCUUUCAGCUUAAGAGCCAGCAGAAUCUGUAUAGUCAUCUAGAUGAGGCAACAGAUAAUAGUACAGACGAUUGUGAUGAAGAAGAGGUUCCCGAGAUUAAUCAAUGGGAAGCUAUAGCAUGGCUUGCUAUUAUAACUUUGUGGAUAUCUAUUUUGUCUGGAUACCUUGUUGAUGCUAUACAGGGAGCUUCUGAUUCGAUGAAAAUGCCCGUUGCCUUUAUAAGUGUUAUUUUGCUUCCAAUCGUGGGCAAUGCUGCGGAGCAUGCAAGUGCUAUAAUGUUUGCAAUGAAAGAUAAGCUUGAUAUCACUCUUGGGGUUGCAAUUGGAUCAUCUACUCAGAUAUCCAUGUUUUUGAUUCCAUUUUGUGUAAUAGUCGGUUGGAUCAUGGGGAAGCCCAUGGAUUUGAAUUUCCAAUUGUUCGAAACUGCUACAUUAUUUAUCACAGUGUUGGUGGUGGCAUUUAUGCUUCAGGAAGGACAAUCGAACUAUUUUAAAGGUUUGAUGCUCACUCUGUGCUAUCUAAUUGUGGCCGCUAGUUUCUUUGUGCAUGAAAAUCCAUCGCCAGAUGAUGAUUGAGGACAUGUAAGAAGCUGACGGCUUAUCUAUAGUUUUUCCGAUUGGCAUUGGCCAUAUGUUGGGAUGUGGGGUUCGUUGGCAGAAGAGCCUUUUCUUGGUUGAUAUCUGUUAACAAGAACUUAUGGUUUCAUAAGUUUCAUGUAUCUGUGUAUCAUUAUAUCGAAACCAGGUCCCAAUGAAAGCUUAAAGAAAGCUGAUUUUUGGUUCUUUGUAGCAAUCAAGUAUUUGUAAUCUCAAGAUAAGUUGAAAUCAGCUCGAAUUACCUACUUCAUAUUUGUCUUUGUUUCUUUUGCAAGAUCGAGCUGAGGGGUCUUAUCAAGUCCAUUAAAUCUCUACAUUAGAGUUGGGAUGAUGGUUUAUAUGUAACAGACAUUGACAAGAAGCUUAGGCCUCUGUAUCACUAUUUCUAUAAUGAUUCUUGAUAGUGUGUGA